Adineta ricciae is the source of this 4704-nucleotide messenger RNA. The record is from the annotation of a GenBank genome assembly. Lineage: Eukaryota; Metazoa; Rotifera; Eurotatoria; Adinetida; Adinetidae.
AUGGAGAUUCUGCAUCUUUUGAUAUUUUUUACAUUAUUCAAGGGAUCUAUUGCGCAACAAUCGAUAUAUCAUUCUCAUCAACCCGUAUUAUCCACUUUCGGAUUCCAUUGUCUUUAUGCUUAUUUGAUUGAUGAUGAACAGUAUCGUGGUACCACUACCGACAUAACUUAUCAUCUCAUUCCGUACUGUCGACGACCAGCUGACGACGAAGAAUUGAAAUCCGAGUUCUCCGCGAUUUCAUCCAGCAAUAUGUAUAACAGCAUAACGUUUCAUGAUUUAUACAAGAGUAAUGUCACCGUGGAACAAUUACUUCAUUGGAAAGCACCGAUCGAUCUAAUUGAACAUUAUCUAGCGAAAAGUACAGACUCAACGACCGUGUUUUACAACUGUUCUUUGCCAUGGUUUGGUUCUAGAUGUCAAUACAGGUUUGCAAACGAAUCAGCGUCAUCAUUUAGUGACAUUGUUCGACUAAAUUUCUUGACGCGAUUACCCAUUUUCGACGGAGCUCCAACUGAUUUCGACGUUGGCACAUGCUAUCCGUUUUUACCGAAAUGUUUUCCUAAACCUAUACCGGUCUGUCUCGAUUGGCGUCAGAUUUGUGAUGGAAACGUUGAUUGUGCUAACGGUGACGAUGAACAAUAUUGUGAAGCACUAGAAACGAAUGAAUGCCCCAACGACAGUUAUAGAUGUCACUAUAGUGGUGAAUGUGUGUCCUUCACAUUCGUACAAGAUGAACGCAAUAAUGCUGAGUGUCUUGAUGGAACUGAUGAAACAGAAAUCUAUACGGAUGCUAGUGAUAGUCUUGGAAUUUUAUGUUAUACGGUCCCAACGUUUCGGUGUGAGGAACGUACUAGUCGCUUUCCACAUUCUUUUCAAUGUGGCGACGGCCAAUAUAUUCCCUUUCAUCGGAUUGAUUCAUUACUAACUACCGAAUGUCGUAAUGGUCGACAUAUACGAUUCACACGACAUGGCGGCGAUGUAUCUUUGAGUAUUCUGAAUGAAGUUCUGAAGCAGUUUUAUAACUCUACAUUGAGCUCAAUGAUGCUCAUUCUCAAUCAAACGCUGACAGAUCCGCACGCAGUGUAUUCGAUCAUUGCGUGUCCAUCUCCUGGUAGCAAAUGUUUAUCAAAAUGGUUUUUCAAAGCUCUAUUACCCCCAAUAUUUUCUACAUUCUACUUUCUCUACCUACCCGAUCGAUUAUUUCAAGAUUUCUAUUAUGUUGUUGAUCCAGACUUCAUUUGUGUUCGCACAGAAAAGUGUCCUGGAUUGAUCAGACAUGCUACAGAUAUUGGGUUAAAUAGCGUUGGACUCGCUUGUAGCUCUAUCGAUCAGCUGCUGAACGAGUCGUUAAUCAGUACAGGAAUAGUACACAUAGCUUUGCGUGAACUAUUGAGUUAUUGUUCAACAGCUGCAAACGAGCAAACAUGCUCUCAUUCUUCACUCUUUUACUGUCCAUUAUCAAAGAAAUGUAUUUCAAAACACCGCCUUGCUGACGGUAUCUCCGAUUGCUUUUUCAAUGAGGAUGAAACAUAUUCAGCGUGUCAAUUUAAUGACUUACAACGAUUUAUUUGUACAUCUGAACCAAACAAAUGCUUGUCACCAAUAGCAUUAUUUAACGGUAGAAAGGAGUGCAGAGAUGGAGAAGAUGAGUUGAAUGAACAUCAACGAGAUGUUCUCAAUGGAUACGUGCCAGUUAGUCUUGUAUGUGAUAAUAAACUUCAUCCAUUGUUACAAAGCGCAAACGAAACCGAUGAAACCAAUUGUGAACUUUGGCCAUGUAGUAAUCCUUAUACGCAGUGUGAUGGUUAUCAACAUUGUCGGAAUCUUUCGGAUGAAUACAACUGUCCUCGAAUGCAAUAUACCAUAAGUGAAGACAAAUGUUCUAAAACAAUACUUACAGGUCUAUUUUGUAAGCGAAUACUAAAUUUAAUGGAAGAAAAAUUCAAUGCCGAAAUAAUCUAUACUGAACAUAACGACUCUCUGCAAAAUAUUACAAAUAAGAACGUCACAAAGUGUCCUCCACUACCUACAUGUUUCACUCUGCAUACAAUAUGUAACUUCUAUUCACCAUCGACGUCAACUAUCAAUCCAUGUAUGACAACAGAUACACUCUUCUGUUUCUGGGAGCAUUUAUACUGGGGAUCAAUAUUUAAAACACAUAUUUGUCCUUUCAGUUUGUCCAGUGUUAAUACUAAAGCACAGAAAGAAUCGUUCUUCACGCCAUCACGCAUGGGUAAUUUUCCAUCACUAUCGACAACAACAACGUCCAAGAAAAAUCGCUCGAAUAUCGAAUCGCCAACUAAGAUUUCACCACCAAACAGAAACUUUGAAAACUGGUACUGUAAUCGAGGGAUUCUCGUUUGGUUCAAUCAUAGUCAAUCCAGAAAGUGUUUCUGCUCGCCAAGCUACUUCGGUGAUCGAUGCCAAUGGCAAAAUCAACGUGUGAGUUUAACGUUACAACUAGAAUAUCGCACCGAUGCUUUUAUCAACAUUGUGUUUCAACUUGUUAUCAUGCUUCUCGACGAACAACGACGAAUUACAUCGUAUCACGAACAGAUCCUCUAUAUUCCAAAGCAAGACUGUGGCAGAAAAUAUAAUAUUUAUUUACUCUAUCCAACGAAACCAAAGAACCUUUCUGCAAACUACUUUAUACAUAUCGAUGUGUUCAACAAAAUCACAUUGACAUAUUUAGCCAGUUGGCAUUUACCUAUUCCUUUUCCAUUUCUACCAGUCAAUCGAAUUGCAAGUCGCUUCUUCAUACCAACUGCAUCGAUCAUUUCUAAACCGUGUCCUUUAGUCUGUGGUGAACAUGGUCAAUGCGUUCAAUAUGCGAAUGGAAAUCGCUUGUACUUUUGUCAAUGCGAACAAGGAUAUUCUGGUUUAUCAUGUGAUAUAAAGCAUCAGUGCACUUGUUCAUCUAACUCUAUUUGUCUUUCUUCAUCGAUUUGUGUUUGUCCAGUGACUCAAUUCGGUCCAAGAUGUUAUCUCAAUCGUUCCAUCUGUCGAACAAAUCCAUGUCAAAAUCAUGGCGAGUGUGUGCCUGUUGACGAUCGAAUUGAAUUCAACAAGUUUAUCUGUUUAUGCAAACAGAAUUUCUACGGACCGGUAUGUGAAUAUCACAAAAAUCGAAUUGAUAUUCAAUUUGACAACAACAAACUCAAUCUCAUGCCAUUUAUCUACAUCCAUUUCAUCACCGCUUCUGAAUUUCAGCCUCAUCAACAAACAACACAAUUGAAAAAGAUAAAUAUUGCACAGAAUUUUGUCACAGUUUAUGCCAGCUACUCAUUUCAUCUCGCAUUCAUCGAAUUGCCUGAUCGUACAUAUUACUUAAUCAUAUCGAAAGAGAAAUCCAUCGAUGCCGAACAUAUUCAAACAAAUGUAGUGAUGAAUCAUCGAUGUCCGAAUCUCACUCAAUUAACAAAUUCAACUUUUGCCAAUGACUUAUUUCUUCAUCGUGUAAAGUUUUACCCUCUAUUAUGUCAACAGAAUCAAAAUCUCAAAUGUUUUCAUGACGAAAAACAUAUGUGCAUUUGUGAUUUGGAUCGUUUCUCCAAUUGCUUUACAUUCAAUACCUCGUCGUCACACGACUGCCAAGGAGAGAAUAUUUGCGAACAUGGUGGCCAGUGUUUUCAAGAUAAUUCGAAAUGUCCCGUCCAAUCAGUGUGUUCGUGUUCAGAAUGUCACUAUGGAACGAAGUGUCAAUUCUCAACAGAACGUUUCGUCUUUUCACUUGACUCAAUUCUCACUUAUCAUAUUCAACCGAAUGUAUCAAUUAAUCAACAAUUAAUUAUUAUUAAAAUAUGUAUUUUCAUCACAACAAUCAUGCUUGCCUUUGGAUUGGUCAAUGGUCUGUUGUCUGUUACAGCAUUUCGUAUGAAAGGCAUUAACAAAACUGGUUGUAACGUGUAUCUUCUAGUUUCAUCUUGGAAUUCCUUGGCUUUAAUCAUUAUCUUCUAUGCGAAGUUUUGGCAUUUACUUUUCGCACAGAUGGCAGCGAUAACGAAUAAACUUUAUCUAACGGCAAAUUGCAUAUUGUCCGAUAUGUUGAUGAAUGUUCUCAUUACAAGUAAUGAUUGGCUUUACGGAUGCGUUGCAAUCGAACGAGUUUUUACUGUUUCCAAAGGUGUCAAAUUUAAUCAAGUGAAAAGUAAAACGUUUGCCAAAUGGAUUAGUUUGUGUGUAUAUCUAAUGACAAUUUUGACACGUAUUCACGAUCCUCUUCAUCGUCAUUUGAUAGAUGAUACUGACGUUGAUCAACAACGAACAUGGUGCAUUGUUCAAUAUUCUACUGCUAUGAAGACGCUCAAUCUUUUCAUUACUUUUUUCCAUUUUUUCGUGCCCUUUUUGAUUAAUUUCAUCUCAACAUUUACCAUUAUCAUUUUGAUUGCUCGCUCACGUUCAACGAUUCAGCGUCAAACAACAUUUAAAAAUCAUCUCAAACAACAAUUCCACAAAUUCAAACAUCAUCUGAUUGCCUUAUCCGUUGUGUUCAUUUUAACACUACCACGUCUCGUCAUUUCAAUUAUUAGUGGAUGUAUGAAGUCAUCAACAGACCCGUGGCUACUUCUUCUCGGUUAUUUCAUGUCAUUUAUUCCGUCUAUGAUGACAUUUGUCGUUUUCAUAUUGACAGCGCAGAAAUACAAACAACAAUUUCGUACGACCAUACAGCAAACUGUUCGACAAAUUCGCACUCGUUUUACUUGA